CACGGUAUUUUUAAACCUCCAAAUUUUCGGUUAAAAAAUUUUACUAACUGUUUUACGCAAUAUUAUCAGGAUUUUCAAAUUUUUCAGUUACAAAAUUAUUUCAGCUACCUCGACAUAAAUAUCGACGACUCAAAUCUUAAUCAGAGACAACAACUUGAUUCUUUGCGAGAAACGCUUUCAAUUACGUCAUGUCUUGUUUCGGCGGUCACGACGAGCAGAUCUACCUACUCGAGAUACUAAUCGAUAAACUGACGUUGACGCCUGAAAAAAUCAAAGACGUCGGCGAGUAUCCUAUCGUGAUCAAGAUCAAGCUUUCAGAUUUCCCCGUGUUCGAAUUCACGCGGGAUAAAACGGAUGUGUUGAAACCUGAUCAGGACGUGCGCUUUAUGAUCGGUAAAUGCUGCCUGUUUGCCAAGCGACCGCGAGAUUUGGUCCAAGGAUUACGCUCAUCGAACUUGAGGAUCGGUGUGUUUCGUGGGGACGAAACUUAUCCUAUAGCAGAAACUAAAUUGACCCUACCAGGCUGUUUGUGCGAUCAGAUCGCCAUGAUCAGUAACGAUCCUGAAAGUCAGCCGAAGCCAUUCGUAAUGAAGGGCGGCUUUAAUCUUAUAGAUCCGGGGGAAAAUCCGUCCGGAACACUGCACAUGGAGCUCAUCGUCGCAUGCCUCGGACGCAUCUUCAAGACACAUUACGAGUUACAUCCGAAAUCUUUCGUUUCCGGUGAACAGGACGAAGAACGGGAGAUCUGCGUAAAGCGAUUCGUAUCGCCUGAGCUUCUCGAAGAGAAAAUUGUGAAAGACGUGGCAUUGAUAAAACCGAAAGUAAUGUCAAUUGAUUGA
This is a messenger RNA of Pogonomyrmex barbatus (red harvester ant), 839 nucleotides long. RefSeq lists its product as uncharacterized. NCBI's taxonomy places the organism in Eukaryota, Metazoa, Arthropoda, Insecta, Hymenoptera, Formicidae. The record is from RefSeq and is a predicted model, not a curated record.